Alligator mississippiensis (American alligator) is the source of this 916-nucleotide messenger RNA. It is a transcript of the gene CIMAP3, whose product is annotated as ciliary microtubule associated protein 3. Gene Ontology annotation, molecular function: cytoskeletal protein binding. Gene Ontology annotation, biological process: regulation of cell projection organization. The record is from RefSeq and is a predicted model, not a curated record. Gene Ontology annotation, cellular component: ciliary basal body. Lineage: Eukaryota; Metazoa; Chordata; Crocodylia; Alligatoridae. Bases 72 to 725 code for a protein of 217 amino acids. The transcript is spliced from 6 exons.
UGCCUACACCAAGCCUUCCUUUCACAGGGCUCGUGGCAUCGCUGCAGUGACCGCCUCUUGAAAGCUCCGGGAUGACAUCACAUCAAAGCCACGCCCCCACACAUCCAUGGCAACCAUGCAUACACACAGCUGGCAGCAUGAUCUGGGAGUGGGAGCUGACAGACGUGCAGAAGCGGAACUCCUUUGGAUCAUGUCAGGACAGGAACAUUUUCCCCCUUCACUAUGCUCGAGACAGGCUGGGGAACCAUCUGGUGCCCAUCAGAGGAGAGCCCUGGCGGGGGCCAGGCUGUUACAAAAGCGAUGAGAAAAACACCAUGGUGUACUCCUUGACUCGUAAACCUGAGAGCAACAAGGGUUAUGUGAUAGGAGCAAGGACAUCCCUUCGUUUCGCACCAGAUUCCAAGAGCAAGCAUCCCGACCCUGGAGCAUACCAGUCAUCGUGGAGCAAACCCCGAAAGUUUCAGCCUGCGUAUGCCCCCUUUUCUAUCAAGACACCACGAUUCCCAAAGAAGAUCCUGGAUAAAGAACUUUUCCCUGGACCAGGAACUUAUGAAGCAGACAAGCAACCGCACAAGAAAAUCACUUGGCCCAUGAAGUUUGGUUCCCCAGACUGGUCGUUAGUACCAGUGCCAGAGCAGAGGACUUUGAGAACGGAGUUCAUUACAGAUAAAGAAUUCAGGAAACAUCGGAACCGACUGGCCUACCUGAGCUUAUACUACAGCUGAAUAGCUUCUUACUCAGAGCAUCUCCUCCUCACCCUUCCAGUUAAAUCUCGCAAGCCUGUUUUUAGCUCUUCUCCCAUGGACUGUUUCCCUGAAUACAGCAUCAGACUUCUUCCCGAGACACUGGUCAACCUUUCCAUUUGUGCAUCUUCAGGGUUAUUCUGCUUUUUAAAAAUUGCUCCUUGUCAAGUGUA